This is a messenger RNA of Pipistrellus nathusii (Nathusius's pipistrelle), 420 nucleotides long. The record is from the annotation of a GenBank genome assembly. Lineage: Eukaryota; Metazoa; Chordata; Mammalia; Chiroptera; Vespertilionidae.
AUGGGGAAUGGAUUUGUAGCUGUCCUGUCCUCACCCGUGAGGAAAACUUUGAGCCUAGCCCAUCCCAGCCCCUGUCCUCUUAGACACGCCCCCAUUCUGGGUGAACUGUGGGCUCUGUGCCGCUUGGACAAAUUCUGGUCUCUAAGAGAUCCGGCUUUGCCUCUAUCUCUGCCCCUGACUCCCUCUGUCAUAGCACAGCUCUUCAUAAAAAUAUUUUUAUUCAUCCUGUUUCAUGCUGUAUGGAGGAGGCUGAGUCCACUUAAUAGCAUUUCUUCCCAUAAUGGGAGUGGGGGGGGGGGUCAUGGGGAGGAAAGCCUUUGGGUUCCUGCGCUAUAUUCAUAUGAAGAGAAGUGGGUCGGGUGGAGGAGGACUGCAAAGUGGUUAGCUCAGGUUAUUGCUUUUUGUGGCAAACCUAAUUAA